Molecule: messenger RNA, 2154 nt
Organism: Naegleria fowleri
Lineage: Eukaryota; Heterolobosea; Eutetramitea; Acrasida; Naegleriidae
Exons: 2
Coding region: 1-2154 (717 amino acids)
Source: RefSeq, a predicted model, not a curated record
AUGUCUACCCCUCGCUCUGCAUCCACCAAUCAUGUUCAUCACGUGGAGCACAUUGAACUAGUAGACGAGGUGAUUCAUACACAACCAUUAAUAUCCAUGAAUCAAAAUAAUAAUUAUUCAAAUGGUCAAUCUCCUUCAUUCCGAGAAUCCACUCUUGACCUGUCGGAGAUGAAUCGAAGCACCACCACCAAUUCAUCAUCAACAAGGAAUAGAUCUAUUCCAACAACAACAACAACCAACACCUCUAUUCCCACCUCAACAACAAGAAAUCCCUCACAUUCAUUCAUUCACUUCCCUUCCAUUCGAACAUUGAACAACCUCUCGUCGGAAUCGAGCGUUGUCGUUCCAUCCUCCUCAUUGACUCAUACCUUUCGGCCAUUUGAAUCAUCACCCUCCUCGCAACCACAAGAUCACUUUUUGAAUUCUGUUCUAUUGUUCAACAAUUCUCCUCCAUCUUCCAUGAUGGAAGUCCACACAGAACUUCCGACUAAUCUUUAUUGGGAAAAUUUUCAAAAUUUAAUUCCGAAUGAUUGUCUGCUCAUCAUUGCAAGUUUUCUCGACGAUUCCUUCACUCUCGCUUCCUUACCUCACACAUGCUCGAUGUGGUAUAAUUACCUUAAUUAUCAACCUCUUUUUUAUUCUCAACUUUAUUCCAUCAAAAUUCGAGAAUUACGUGAGUUUUAUUUGAAAGAUUUUGAUUUACAAGUUCAGGAACGAGUGUGCCGUCGACGAUUGAAAGCCAUUAUGGAUUUGCAACAACAUUAUCAACAGAAUAGAUUAUCUCUUCGAAGUGGACUUGAAAAUAAUACUUUGACAAGUGAUCCUUUGAUAUUUUCGAGAAAUUAUUCACAACAACCACAGCAUCAUCACUCUCAUGAAUUAAUUUCCAUUCAGAAUGAUACUCAUGACUUGCCACCAACAAGAAUGACCCUAUUAGAAGGAUCUUUACAUUCUUCAUCAUCGUCUCAACUCGUCGUGCAUUCUCCAAUCAUGAUGACGUCGGAUAUGACAAGUUUCAAUCGGAAUGAACAUUCCAAUCAAUUACGAUUAACGACUGAAUCAAAUGCUCUUGAUUUUCAUCAAAAUCUUGUCAUGAGUGAAGAAGAAUUCGAAGUAUUAAAUACACAUUCAUCCUUUUCAGAGAAUUCGACGGCAUCACAAACUUCAAAUUCUUCCUUUUUUGAUCUCAUGGAUCAAACACAGCAUCUCAUUCCUCCUUCUGUGUUUCGAAAAGUCAGAUUAUUGAACAUGGAAAAUGUAUUGAACAAUACGACCACUUCACCCAUCAUUACAAAUUCCAGAAAUAGUCCGAGCAUUAAUUCUACCGAAUUCGAAAUGCCUCAUGACCAAACCUUACCUCAAUCCACCAUCACCACCAAACCACAACCACAACCACAACCACUGCAAUCACUACAACCACAACAGUCACAACAUUUGCGUCACAAUCCUUCCUUCCAACCUCCCCAACCCUCCUCUUUCCACAUUUUCGAAAAAGAUUGCUAUCUCGAACUCCUUCGAAUGGAAUACAUGGUCCGUCAACACGGUCGUGACAUUCUCUCGAAACGACGAAUGGGUGGUGGCGGAAACUCCGAAAAGUCCGAUCUCCCUGCCGUUCCUCUUCCCGAACAACUCCUACUCGAGGCAUUGGAUGCACGAUUGCGAUGGCACUUUUUUUCUCGCCAUGCCCAUCACAAAAGAUAUGGAUCUAUCAUUAGUGUUGGAUGUGCUUGUUGUAAUUUGAUUUCACUCGCUGCGUUGUGUUUGUAUGUGAUUUUGUGUGCUGCUUUGAUUGCUUCUAAUCUUUCCAUUCCUCUGAGUAUGCCUUGGAGUGUUGCAAUGAUUCCAGUGUUUCUUGUGGAAGUGUUGAUUGUCAUGGUGAUUGGAGUUGUGUUGGUGGUGUGGUUCAAGUUGGAAUGUCAGGUGUCACAUUCGAAUUUUCAACGAUUGAUUUAUGUGGUGUUUCAUGUGAUGGUGGUUGUUGGAGUCAUUCUUUUGAUUAUGCAUCAUGUGAGUGUAUUGAAAAUUCAGGAAAAUGUGACAUUUGGAUAUGCAACUCUAUUUCUCAUUCCAAUUCCAAUGAUUGUUUUACCCUUGUUGGCCAUUACAGCAAAUUAUUUAAUGAAAAAACAAGAAUUCAAGUAUGAUGUCAUGUAA